AAAUGGCUGAUUACAAGGCUGGAUCAUUCUGUUGUGAGAGGUUGAGGUGGAAGUGUAGAUGCACAACUUUAUUAGCUAGUGUUGUAUAAACAAUUUACGUUAUGUUUAUACUUAGAUAAACGGAUUGUUUUUGUGCAGCGCAAAAAUAAUAAGUAUAAUUAAGGCACAUUUGUUAUUAGCAAUGUCUGAAUACAGAGCCGAUGAGCUGCAGCAGUACAUAACAAGUACUGUAUAUUAUUAGCGGAGAUAUGUCGUUUGUUAAUUUGGACAAUUCAGUGUAGUCGUACUAUCCAAAACGUCAUUGAGACACAGAAUGAACAGGAAGAAAGGAGACAAGGGGUUUGAAAGCCCGCGACCAUACAAAUUAACCCACCAGGUAGUCUGCAUCAACAACAUAAACUUUCAACGAAAAUCUGUCAUUGGACACGUGGAACUGACGAUAUUUCCAACUGUAACCAACUUAAACAGAAUCAAACUCAACAGCAAGCAAUGCAGAAUCUACAGGGUCCGUGUUAAUGACCUUGAAGCACCUUUCAUUUAUAAUGACCCAACCUUAGAGGUCUGUCACCAUGAAUCAAAGCAGAGAAAUUUGAAUUACUUUUCCAAUGCUUAUGCGGCUGCAGUCAGCGCUGUGGACCCAGACAGUGGAAACGGAGAGCUUUGCAUCAAGGUGCCAUCAGAACUGUGGAAGCAAGGAGAUGAAUUGAAGGUGCUGAAGGUAUAUAUUGAGUUCUCCCUGGACCAGCCAAAAGGAGGACUUCACUUUGUUGUACCUGAUGUGGAAGGCAGCAUGGCAGAGAGAGGAGCCCACGUCUUCUCUUGUGGAUACCAAAAUGCAACAAGAUUCUGGUUUCCCUGUGUGGACUCUUACUCAGAGCUUUGCACAUGGAAGCUGGAGUUCACAGUUGAUGCAGCAAUGGUAGCAGUUUCCUGUGGAGAUCUGGUUGAGACAGUCUACACCCAUGACAUGAGGAAGAAAACUUACCACUACAUGCUGCCAAUUCCAACUGCAGCUCCCAACAUAUCGCUUGCUGUUGGGCCUUUUGAGAUUCUUGUGGACCCAUACAUGCAUGAGGUCACACACUUCUGUUUGCCUCAGCUCCUUCCAUUACUCAAACACUCAAUGUCCUACCUUCAUGAGAUUUUUGAAUUCUUUGAGGAGAUCCUUACCUGUCGAUACCCAUAUUCCUGCUUUAAGACGGUGUUUGUGGAUGAAACCUAUGUGCAAGUAUCAUCUUAUGCAUCCAUGAGUAUUUUCAGUACAAAUCUUUUGCACAGUGCCAUGAUUAUAGAUCAGACCCCCCUGACCAGACGGUGUUUAGCUCAAGCCCUGGCACAGCAGUUCUUUGGCUGCUUUAUAUCCCGAAUGUCCUGGGCUGAUGAAUGGGUUCUGAAAGGGAUAUCUGGAUACAUUUAUGGGCUGUAUUUGAAAAAGACGUUCGGAGUUAAUGAGUACAGACACUGGAUCAAAGAGGAAUUGGACAAAAUAGUGGACUAUGAGUUGAAGACAGGAGCGGUUUUACUGCACCCAAUAUUUGCUGGAGGCAAGGAAAAGGACAACCCCAUGCCACACCUACAUUUUUCAAUAAAACACCCGCACACACUGUGCUGGGAGUACUACAAGAUGUUCCAGUGUAAAGCCCACCUUGUGAUGAGACUGAUAGAAAACAGAAUUAGCAUGGAGUUCAUGCUACAGGUGUUUAACAAGCUUUUGAGUCUGGCUAGCACAGCAUCGUCUCAGAAGUACCAGUCUCAAAUGUGGAGUCAGAUGCUUGUGUCAACAUCUGGGUUCCUGAAAUCCAUCUCCAAUGUCUCUGGGAAGGACAUCAGCCCCUUAAUUAAACAAUGGGUAGACCAGAGCUCAGUGGUAAAGUUCUUUGGCAGCUUUGCCUUCAACAGGAAAAGGAAUGUCCUGGAAUUAGAAAUAAAACAGGAUUACACCUCACCAGGCACCCAAAAAUAUGUGGGUCCUAUCAAAGUGACAGUGCAGGAGUUGGACGGAUCAUUCAACCAUACUUUACAGAUUGAAGAAAACAGCCUCAAACAUGAUAUCCCAUGCCACUCAAAGAGCAGACGAAAUAAGAAAAAGAAAAUCCCAUUGAUGAAUGGAGAAGAAGUGGACAUGGAUCUAUCUGCAAUGGAUGCUGAUUCCCCUUUGUUGUGGAUAAGGAUUGACCCAGACAUGUCAAUAUUAAGGAAAGUAGAGUUUGAACAGGCAGACUUCAUGUGGCAGUACCAGUUACGCUACGAGAGAGAUGUAGUGGCACAGGAAGAAUCCAUAGCUGCUCUGGAGAAAUUCCCUACACCUGCAUCUCGUUUGGCACUCACAGACAUUCUUGAACAGGAACAGUGCUUCUACAAGGUCAGAAUGGAGGCAUGCUUCUGCCUUGCCAAGAUUGCAAACUCAAUGGUGAGCACAUGGACAGGCCCCCCAGCUAUGAAGUCACUCUUCACUCGAAUGUUUUGCUGCAAGAGUUGCCCAAACAUUGUUAAGACCAAUAACUUUAUGGCCUUUCAAAGCUACUUUCUGCAAAAGACUAUGCCAGUGGCUAUGGCCUUGCUUAGAGAUGUGCACAACCUCUGCCCAAAGGAUGUGUUGAACUUUAUUUUAGACCUAAUCAAAUACAAUGACAACAGGAAGAACAAGUUUUCUGAUAAUUACUAUCGUGUUGAACUGAUCGAUGCCCUUGCCAAUUCUGUGACACCUGCCGUCAGUAUAAACAACGAGGUGCGCACUUUGGACAAUUUAAAUGCUGACAUCCAGCUUAUUCUAGAGGAGAUUACCAGGUUUUUAAACAUGGAGAAGCUGCUGCCAAGCUACAGGAACACCAUCACUGUUAGUUGCCUGAGAGCUAUCCGAAUCCUGCAGAAGAAUGGCCACAUUCCCAGUGAUCCCUCGCUUUUUAAAUCCUAUGCCGAGUAUGGCCAGUUUGUGGAUGUUCGUCUUGCUGCCUUGGAAGCAGUUGUUGAUUACACACAAGUUGACAGGAGUUCCGAGGAACUUCAGUGGUUGCUUAAUAUGGUGCAGAAUGAUCCUGUACCUUACAUCAGACAUAAGAUCUUGAGCAUGUUGGCAAAGAAUCCACCAUUUACCAAGAUGUCCGAGUCUUCACUUUGCAACGAGGCCCUUGUUGACCAGCUAUGGAAACUGAUGAAUUCAGGCACCUCCCAUGAUUGGAAACUUCGCUGUGAUGCUGUCAAUCUGUAUUACACUCUAUUUGGCCUCAGUAGACCAUCAUGCCUGCCUUUGCCUGAGUUUGGGCUAGUCCUCAAUCUUAAGGAAAAGAAAGCCGUGCUUAACCCUACCAUCAAAACUGAACCAGGAGCCAGCAAUGCAGAGUUGACAAACAAGCCAAACACAUAUGGACACAUGAUAUGCUUUCCAAACAGUGAAGAUGAGCACCUUGCCAGUGAGUUGCCAUGCAGUGCGCCAGUCCCGCAACAGGGAAUGAAGAGAAAAGCAGAAACCCCACUAGGAUCUCCGCUGGAACCUGGUCAGAUACUGGAGAAGGAAGAGGACAGCAGUAAAGUCAGAUUAAAAAUCAGAUUCUCAAAUUCUCAAGAGGAGGAAGAUAUUGAUAUGGACACGGUUCAUGACAGUCAAGCGUUUAUCUAUCAUCAUCUAAACAUGCUUGAAAGGCCAUCAACGCCAGGAAAAGAACCCCCAUCCACGGAGCCCACUAUACUGUCCAUGCCAACAACUCCACUCUCCGCAUUCAGUAAAGAAACAAACUCGUCCUCCAAACACAGCGAUCACCAUCACCAUCACCACCAUGAGCACAAGAAGAAGAAGAAGCACAAGCACAAACACAAGCACAAGCACAAACACAAGCACGAGAGCAAGGAUAAGGAGAAAGACAAAGACAAGGAAAAGGACAGAGACAUCCUGGCUUUUACCAACAGCCCGGCCAGUGGACGUUCAAUUCAUUCACCCUCUCUUUCAGAUUGAAGGGAGCCCCCACUAAGAAACUGGAAGGCUACACAGCAUGCUAGAGAGAAAACGUCCUAACUUUGCCCUUGCCGAAGGUACGGUUAACCAAGAGCUUAUCCACAGAGAAUGGUAAAAGUACAGAACUGGCUCCUAAAGCAUGUCGCUCCUUCCAGAUGUUCUGACAACAGUCUGUUUUGCAGAUGGAUCUGCUCUCCUUCAUGCAAAAAAAACACUGCUGUGUUUCCUUCUGCUUUUAUUUAUUUUAUCACAUAACAGGUCCACAAGGUUAUUGGCACAGUGCUGCACAUCAUGUUCCUCAAGUGGCCUGGCAGGCUCAAUUAAGUUUUAUUGCAGUUGAUAAAUGGUAAUGUUUGGCAAACCUUUUUACAGGGGAGCUUUUGCCACAGAUAAAAUCUAGCCAUUUUUCAAAGUUGUGCUUUUUUGUUUUCUUUAUCAUGAAGUGUGAAUCUCCUUCAUAUAGGGAUCUAUGUAACCACCAAUAAAUUGCAGUACCAUUCAAAUGUAAGUGUUUUAUUUAAUUUUUUACGAUGGCCUUAUUGCAUUGUUUUUAGCAAUAAAAUAUAUAUAUAUAUAUUUUUUUGGUAAAAUGUAAAUCAAACAUUGUGACAAUUUGUGCUGAAGAGCAGGCCAAGCAUACCGUUGGUUUAUAUUUAAUAUUGUUCAUUUGGGAAAUGUAUUAAUGCACCUGCAUUUAACUGGAAAACAUGAAUCAGAUAAAAUAGCCUUAACUGUAAAACAUUGUUACCAGUAAUAUUUAUGUACUGUAAAUUAUCUUAGAUUAGACCAUACAAUUACCAGCUAAAAAAACCAAAUUUAUAAUAAUAGUACUGGCAUUUGUUCCUUUUUUCUUUCUUCACUUGUUUAAUAUCAGAAAAUGCUAGAAACUCAACAUAGCAUUGCUUGUAUAGCCAUAUACAUUUUUGUACUAUAUUUUGUAGAUCACAAGUGUGUUAGUUUAAAGCCAACAUACACUUAAUUGUUUUGUUUUGCUUCAAAUAUUUUUUUUUCUAGAUCUAACUUUUCAGUAGUGCAGUGUUUUUAACACAAUGCUUUUUCACAUUGUAAACGCAUCUAAACUGUUUGAAAGAAGCCUGUCAAGAAAAUAUGUUUUCUUUGUAACCAUGUAUAUAACGUUUAGUAUCCAUAUAAGGACUGAAAAACUGCUAAUAAAGUAUUUGUUUAUACAUUUUAAAAUGGUGUAUUCUGUACAUUAUAAUGUGUCCAGAAAAUUCUCAGGCCUAAAUUUAGGGGAAAAACCGACCGCAAAAAGCCAUGUAAUGUGCGUGUUCAGUACGGCCACACUCGGUGUCAAAAUAACAACCUAUUUUAAUUAGACUAAUUGGGUGAAGCAGGUGAUUCCGCAAUCAGACCAUUUAAAUACCCCUCACCGCAAUUAGCGGUGGAGAAUUACACACCUCUCACAAUAAAUAGCGGGUUUGGGUCAACCCUGUGUGUGUAGGCAACACAUUCCAAAAGAAAAUGAAUGGCACACAAAAGACCUUAUCCUGGUACCUCAGCGAGGAUGCUCGGAAGCAAAAACUGAAAUUUACCAAUAUGGAAGUAGAGAUUUUGGUACAAGCAGUACUUGCAACACAUGAAGAUGUGUUACAAGCUCGAAAUACACCACCAGGGCAAAUGAAUAAAAUAUGGAAUGUGUGGUGGCUUCUUAAUAAACACCAUACUGCAGCAUGGAGGUCUGUGGGUGUACAAAUGGGAUUACCGGGUAUAUUAAAUAUAAAUAAUUACUUAAAUAGGGCAGCAGUGUGGAGUAGUGGUUAGAGCUCUGGACUCUUGACCGGAGGGUUGUGGGUUCAACCCCUGGUGGGGUAUUCACAAUGAAUUGAAUAAUAGCAACCUACAUCUAUAGUUCUAUAGUUCUGUUAAAUUAACACAUAAUUAUUCCACUAGUGUAGACCAAUGAUAGAUCUAUGAUUUAUAGAUUUGAUCUUGGAUUACUGUUUUCAAGGACUUGGACUUUUGUUGAAUUCAAAACUUAAGAAGCUUACUAGUACUACAAUGUAAAUUGGGGUUCUUUUUUUUUAUUCACUUUCCAGGUAUCUCCCUGAUACAUAUAUUUAUUAAGGGAAUUUUUAACUUAAACAUACAUUAAAAGUAUCACUGAUACCACUGCUUGUGGGGGGGGGGUAGAUACUUUGACAAAUGGAACUUCAGUUCGAUGCCUGCCAUUUAAACCACUUACAAGAUAUCACAUGUUCUACAGGAGUUUUUUUUUUUUUUUUACUCCAUUUUAUCCCCAAGUUGAAAUGCCCAAUUUUAAGCCUGGCUCUCCACUGCAGUCCCCGUGCUGGCCCAGGAGAGAUGAAGACAGACACACGCAUCCUCUGAAAUGCGUGCUGUCACUGUCCUCUUUUUUUCACUCUGCAGGCUCGCCAUGCAGCUACCUCAGAGCUACAGUGUCAGAGGACCACGCAGCUCUGGGCCGCUAGCAGGCAGGCUCGCAGGCGCCUGGCCAGUCUACGGUGGUCGCUGAUGCGUGGUGAGCCGAGGAGACCCUGUCCGACCUAAGCCGUCCCCACCCCGGGCGACGCUCGGCCAAUUGUGCGCCGCCCCCUGGGAACUCCCGUCCACAGCUGCCGGCGGAAUAGCCUGGACCCGAACCAGUGACCUCCAUGCUAUAGGGUGCAUCCUGCACUCCACGCAGAGUGCCUUUACUUAUAGAAGUUUCUUUAAUGAGAGCUUGAAGGGCCACUAAGAAUUAUCUGUGUCUGGUACAGUUUGUACUGUAUAUAUUUCUUUAGUGCUGCCAGGAAUAUCUUCCAGGAUAUUUGGACUAAUUUCCUCAAUGUUGUUUUAGCUGUAGGUUGGUGUUUCAUUCUUCAAGUAAUAUAAGAAAGCUAUAAAAUAACCUUUAAAUUUUAAUUGCAAUAUACAGUACAUUGCCAAAGUGGACUAAUCAUUAAAAAAAUAUGGGUAAAAGGUCCAAAUCUUGUUCAUCAAAAUUAUAUUUGUGUGACCUUAUUCAUUACCAUUGUGUAUUUUCAAUUUGUUGCCCCUACAAAAUGAACAUGCCUAGUGUUGGCAAAUGUCUUAUUUUUCCAUUUUUUCUGUAAACUUAAGUUCUCAUUUUUUGUAUUUUGAAUGAAGUUCAUGGAUAUGCUGAAUAUAAGAGGUUAUCAAGUUGGUUUUCAGUCUGCUUUCUCUGCAAUCUCAAUAGGGCUGUUUAAGAUAAUUUAUAGGUGUACAACAUGUUCGGUUGCACAUGCAAAUAAAAUGUGAAAUCUC
Molecule: messenger RNA, 7195 nt
Organism: Acipenser ruthenus (sterlet)
Lineage: Eukaryota; Metazoa; Chordata; Actinopteri; Acipenseriformes; Acipenseridae
Product: transcription initiation factor TFIID subunit 2-like
Biological process (GO): transcription initiation at RNA polymerase II promoter
Cellular component (GO): transcription factor TFIID complex
Molecular function (GO): chromatin binding; RNA polymerase II general transcription initiation factor activity; transcription cis-regulatory region binding
Source: RefSeq, a predicted model, not a curated record